Molecule: messenger RNA, 1549 nt
Organism: Seriola aureovittata
Lineage: Eukaryota; Metazoa; Chordata; Actinopteri; Carangiformes; Carangidae
Product: interferon-induced protein 44-like
Exons: 7
Coding region: 113-997 (294 amino acids)
Source: RefSeq, a predicted model, not a curated record
GUGUGUGUGUGUGUGUUUAAGUCACAUGGUCUGUAAAAGAGGAUGAGGGACAUUUAUAUAAAACCUGACUUCACUUUUCUCUGUAUCGCUGCAGAACUUCUACAGGAAGAGGAUGGAGGGUCGUCUGGUGGACAAGCUAAACAAACUGACUCUGGAUCAGCCAUGGAGGGCAAUAUUCUGGGGAGACAAACAGAGGGACCUUCAGUAUGUGCAGGAGUACAAGCCUGAAAAUGGGAAUGUCUCCCAUCUCAGAGUUCUUCUGUACGGACCUGUCGGAGCUGGAAAGUCAAGCUUCAUUAACUCCGUCAGCAAUGUCCUUCGGGGCAGGAUGACUAUUCCGACUUUGGCCAGUGCAACCACCUCUAACACCAGUUUCACCAGAAGAUAUGAAACUUUUAAAAUCAGAAAAGGAAAAGGAAACCCAAAGACAUUUUACCCUUUUGUCUUCAAUGACGUGAUGGGGCUGGAAGAGGGGUCAGACUCUGGAGUUCGUGCUGAAGACAUCAAACUGGCCAUGAAGGGAGGAGUGAGGGAAGGUUACAAGUUCAACCCUCUGUCUCCACUGUCAGAGCGCGAUCCCGGCUACAACCCAACGCCCUCUCCAGACGACAGGGUUCACAUCCUGGUUUGUGUGUUUUCUGCAAACUCAGCAGAAAUCAAGGGUUCAGUUCUGCAGAAGAUGAAGGCCAUCAGAGAGACAGCCAGCGAUCUGGCAAUUCCUCAGAUGGCGAUUGUGACCAACAUCGACGCAGCGUGUGCUGAGAUCGAGAAGGAUCUGAAGAACGUCUACAUGAGCAAACACCUGAAGAAAAAGAUGACUGACUUCAGCUCAGCAGUGGGAAUCCCAAUGAACUGCAUCUGUCCGGUGAAGAACUACAGCCAAGAAAUCCAGAUCAAUGACGAAGUGGACUCUCUGAUCGUGAGCGCUCUGAGACUCAUCAUCGACUUCGGAGACGACUUCAUCGACAACAUGCAGACCUCACCUGCAGGACAGUGAGGUGUGGGUGUUCAGUGUCAGGGCUGUUACUGCUGUUUGAUGAUGAAGUUCAUUCUGUGUCUUUAUUAAUCUGUAGAUAAACAGAUCAUACAGGUGAGGAAAGUAACACCUGCUCACAUCUACAUCUGUCUAUAUAUUGAAGGGAUAUGUUAUGUUUAAUACUGUAUGCUUUGUAUGAUUAAAAAGGCAAGUCAGCCUUAAACUGAUGAUUAUGAUUGUUUAUGAACAUUGUGACAUGUGAACAUUAAACAUUGUGAACCUGAUUGCCGUUUGAGAUUGCAGAAUGACGUACAGGGACAGACAAGAGUAGUAGACAGUACAAGUAUGACAUGUUUAGAUAACAGGUUCAGGUCAGAAUGGUGUGAGGAGAGAAGAGGUGGAGUGACCCUGUUACACAGAGAAUGUUUGUAUAAGAAUGAAUGUCUGAAACAAGAAAGUACUGCAUGCUGCUUAGACAGGCGAGACGAGAGCAGGGUGGUCCAGAGCUCUGUAAGCAAUCUCAAACUUAUAUGCUUGACUAUACUUUUAAUAAAUUAGACGUGUUGAACUUUA